Fusarium coffeatum is the source of this 1023-nucleotide messenger RNA. RefSeq lists its product as uncharacterized. Gene Ontology annotation, biological process: secondary metabolic process. The record is from RefSeq and is a predicted model, not a curated record. Lineage: Eukaryota; Fungi; Ascomycota; Sordariomycetes; Hypocreales; Nectriaceae. The coding region runs from base 1 to 1023 and encodes 340 amino acids. The transcript is spliced from 2 exons.
AUGGUUUCCCUCACUGAAGUCCAGCAAACUAACGCCUCGGCAGCUACCAAGCUCCCAGAAGGUCUCGUCGCUGUCUUUGCAGGCGCAACAGCAGGUAUCGGCGAGACAGCCUUGAAAGACUUCGCUAAAUACACUCUUCGGCCUAAGAUCUAUUUUAUAGGUCGGUCUCAGGAGGCAGCCGAUCGACUUCUGGUUGAGUUGAAAGAACUCAACCCUGAGGGGAGCUAUGUCUUUAUCAAGAAGGAUAUGAGCUUGUUGAAGAACGUGGACGAGGUGUGUCGGGACAUCAAGAGUAAGGAGAGUGUUUUGAAUGUGCUGUUUAUGAGUCAGGGGACACUGAGGAUUGGUGUUGACACUGAAGAGGGACUCCCUCUAGUCACGGGUCUCGCACACUACUCCCGCGUCCGUCUAACACUCAACCUCCUCCCACUCCUCAGAAAGGCCCCUUCUUUACGAAGAGUAAUAACCGUCUUCGCCGGCACGAAAGAAGGCAAGCUCUUCGCCGACGAUAUAGCAGGACGCAACAUCCCAUUCACCAGCAUCCACAACUCCCGCGGCCACUUGUGCACCGCCAUCACUCUCUCACUUGAAGCUCUGGCCCGUCAAGCACCCGAAGUAUCGUUCAUCCACAACUUCCCCGGUUCAGUCGACACAGAUCUUAUCCGGCCUGGGGAUGGAAUCAUGAUGCAUGUUAUGAAGUACUGGUUCAAGAUCAGUAUGACUGCUAUGAGAAAGUGGCUUCCUAAGGAGGAGUGUGGUGAGCGGCAUGCUUGGCUGUGUGUAAGUGGGAGAUAUCCUGAUAAGCAGGUUCAGAGUGAGAAUGGUAUUGGGAGUGAAGAGGUGGCAAUUGGUGUUAAUGGCAGUAGGGGAAGUGGUGUUUAUAGUGUUGAUUGGGACGGGGAGAGUGCUUCGGAUGAAGUUGUCAAGUUAUUGGAAGAGUAUCGAAAGGAGGAUAUGGUUGAUAAAGUCUGGAAAGACUUGGAGACGGAGUUUGUCAGAAUUACAGGAGCCGUAUCGAUCUAA